AUGGCUGACCUGCAAGCGAGCCGCCGCCAAAUGGCCUCCCUCCGUUCUGCUGCGUCGGCGGUCCCUUUCAGGGAAACGCAAUCCGGCGCUCCCGCCGCAGCCGCCGCGCGCGAGGACGAGCAGCUCGUCGACGGGUGGCCGACGUGGCUGCUCGACAACGUGCCCCGGGAGGCGCUGGAGGGGAUCGUCCCCAGGAGCGCGGACGCCUACGACAAGAUCGAGAAGGUCGGGCAGGGGACGUACAGCAACGUGUACAAGGCGCGGGAGCGCGGGACGGGGCGGGUGGUGGCGCUCAAGAAGGUGCGGCUGGACACGUCGGAGUCGGAGAGCGUGCGGUUCAUGGCGCGGGAGAUCCGGGUGCUGCAGCGGCUCGACCACCCCAACGUCAUCCGCCUCGAGGGCAUCGCCACCUCCAGGAUGCACCGCAGCAUCUACCUCGUCUUCGACUUCAUGUACUCCGACCUCACCAAACUCAUCGCCCGCCCCGGGCACCGCCUCACCGAGCCCCAGAUCAAGUGCUACAUGCAGCAGCUGCUGGCGGGGCUGCAGCACUGCCACGAGCGCGGCAUCCUGCACCGCGACAUAAAGGGCUCCAACCUGCUCAUCGACCGCCACGGCGUGCUCAAGAUCGGCGACUUCGGCCUCGCCAACUACUACGGGCCCGGCCGCCGCCGCCCGCUCACCAGCCGCGUCGUCACGCUCUGGUACCGCGCCCCCGAGCUGCUGCUGGGCUCCACCGAUUACGGCGUCGGCAUCGACCUCUGGAGCGCCGGCUGCCUCCUCGCCGAGAUGUUCUUCGGCAAGCCCCUCCUGCGUGCCACCACUGAGGUGGAGCAGCUGUUCAAGAUCUUCACCCUGUGCGGGUCGCCGCCGGACGACUACUGGCGGAAGCUGAAGCUGUCCCCGACGUUCAAGCCCCCCAAGGCGUACAAGCCCACGACGGGCGAGAGGUUCCGCGACCUGCCGCCGUCGGCGGUCGGCCUGCUCGCCACGCUCCUCGCGCUCGACCCCGCCGCCCGCGGCACCGCCGGCCAGGCCUUGCAGAGCAGCUUCUUCAGCACCCCGCCGCUGCCGUGCGACCUCUCGGAGCUCCCCGUCGUGUACAAGGAGGAGGUCGCCGACCCUGCUGCUUCGAAGCCGAAGGUGAGACAGCGUUCCCAGAGACGGAAGGACAGCAAGCUGAAAACCGAGGAGCAACGGUCAGGGAUCAACACCGAAUCUCCCAACAAAGAGGAGGAUAAAGUAAUCGACAGAGCAAAUUCAGGCCAGGAAUCAGAUGGUGCAGCGAACGCCGCUGCCAAUGCUUCCUCCAGAGUCCAAGAACCACUAGACGUCACCAUCAACGUUGCCACGUACUCAUACAGUACAGUCCCAGGACGGUUUUCAGUUAGCCCGGAUCAGGUACUACUUCCACAAGAAGCCUCACCUGCUGCACCUCAAGAUCAGCAGCAGCUGCCAGCGGCUAAGGCCUCGCACCGCUCAGGCAGCGACGACGAUCACGAGAACCGCAAGCAGAUUCGGGCUCUGGACGACGACAACGACGCCGCCGACGGCGCCGGCGAGCCGCCGUCUGGUAGCGGCAACGAGGGUGUCGCUUUGAACGGCAGCCAGGAGAGCAGAUCGGCUGCUUUCAUGACAGACUUCGAGGCGGCCGCCGCUGUGCUGCGCGGAUCAGAAGAAAUCCCUUCCAAGCAAUACGUUAUUGUGGAUUAACGAGUGGGAGGCCGCGGCUGUUGUUCCAAUUGAGCAUCCUCUGAAUUGUGGAGGCUGAUGCUUCGUUUGUACCACCAAAUAAUCAUCUCUUCGGAAAAGAAGAAUCAUUGGUUUUUAUUCAGUUCCUGAUUGAUCUUUACUGCCAAUAACCUGUGUUCGUGCUCAAGAGCACUUUUUCUCAUCGGCUUUCACCUUUUCUUUUGGUAUACCAACUAACAUUUAGAGAUAGAAAACAUCCGAACC
Setaria italica (foxtail millet) is the source of this 1956-nucleotide messenger RNA. Its product is annotated as probable serine/threonine-protein kinase At1g54610. Gene Ontology annotation, biological process: positive regulation of transcription elongation by RNA polymerase II; protein phosphorylation. Lineage: Eukaryota; Viridiplantae; Streptophyta; Magnoliopsida; Poales; Poaceae. Gene Ontology annotation, molecular function: RNA polymerase II CTD heptapeptide repeat kinase activity; ATP binding; cyclin-dependent protein serine/threonine kinase activity. Gene Ontology annotation, cellular component: nucleus; cyclin-dependent protein kinase holoenzyme complex. The record is from RefSeq and is a predicted model, not a curated record.